Molecule: messenger RNA, 1101 nt
Organism: Puccinia graminis f. sp. tritici CRL 75-36-700-3
Lineage: Eukaryota; Fungi; Basidiomycota; Pucciniomycetes; Pucciniales; Pucciniaceae
Exons: 6
Coding region: 108-875 (255 amino acids)
Biological process (GO): peroxisome organization
Cellular component (GO): peroxisomal membrane
Source: RefSeq, a predicted model, not a curated record
CAGGCUCAGCACACACUCUUGGGACCUGCCAAGUACCAACACGUCCAUCCACGAACUCAACACCGACACAGUCGUACCCUGUGCUGCAGUCAGAUCGAAUCCCAGCCAUGCCCGAGUCACCUAGAUUACCAUCGGAUUCAUCCGCAAGCAAACUGCUCCGGAAUGCACCAGUCGAUCUGUUGGGAGGAAUUCUGGUGAACUCGAUCAUAUCAACCAAGUCGAUCUCAGAGUCCUCAAACAACCAGGUUCCUAAGAACGCAAUGAGGGAGAAACCAGCUCUAAGCGUUCCCAUUACUACGCUCAAUUUCAAGAACUUCGUCAGCAAAUGCGGCCCCAUAUUCACCUUCCAAGACGCUGUUGAGGCGAUACUUGGCUGGCAAAAUCCUUCAAAAACGAUAGCUUGUGCAUGCAUGUGGGCAUGGCUAGCUCUCAAUCCAGUCUAUUUUAUUCUGAUACCCAACUUCAUCCUCAUUUGGAUUCUGCUUACAACUCAUGCUCAGAGAUAUCCGAACGGGAUGGGGGAAGAUCUGGGAGCUGAUCCGACAAGUGGGAAACAUAUUUCGGAUGAUCCCGUCGAAGGAUCGCCAGAUUACGUUUCCAAUCUGCAAAACAUUCAAAAUAUGAUGGGAGACGUAACAAACGGAAUAGAUUUUGUCAAGCAACACGUCUUGGUCUAUCUGGAUUGGUCCGACCCGAAGUGCACGUUAAAUAUUCUGCAUGCAGCCGUCAUCUCGUCAGUUGGUCUUGCCUUGAUAGGUCCGUUCAUACCUUGGAGGCUGGUCCUUCUGAUCAGCGGGGAAGCGAUGUUCACCCUCAACCAUCCGUGGAUACAAGUCUGGCUCGCUCAACUUAAAUCAGCUUCUAGUUCCGUGUAACGCUCACCUUCUUCUCCAAAUCUUCCUCUCUCCUUCGCCUAUCUGUUUAUAGAACGUGAGGACGUUGUCAAACAAUAUUGUACACUGACUGUAACGAGAUUUGUAUCUCUUUGAGUAUCUCUAAAAGUUUGUAAAACCAACUCCCACUUCUGAUCAUGUGCGCUUUCCGUUAAGAUAUGCAUCUAAAUCCCAAGGAAUAUAACCAAUGUAAAAACAAACAACUUUU